AACCUCUCCCAAAACCUGUUUCUGUCAAGAGCAUUACAGGUGCUUCCCCUUUAGCACAACGAUCAAUCUUUUCGAAUCUAAGAUGCUAGCUCAAAAGGUAGCCCAUACGCGCUGCUCGGCAAGGCAACGACAGGCCGGGGCGCGGUGCCCCCGAGUGCUGGCUGCUGCCAGCAGCACCGGCAACAGCACCCCCAGCAGCGUGCCUGCGGCUGAGCGCACCCGCACCUCCUUCCAUCAUGGAAUCACCUACAUUAGCUAUGAGGUUAACACGGCAGUCAUCAAGUUCAACACGUCAGGCGUGCGCGUGCUGAUUGACCCCUGGUUCGUGGGCGAGCUCACGUUCGGCGGCGCGGACUGGAUGUACGCGGGCCGCAAGCGGGUGAUCGGGCGCGACACGCGGGUGGACAUGCAGCAGGUGCUGGCGGAGGCGGACGUGGUGGUGAUCACGCAGGGCCUGGACGACCAUUGCCACAUCCCCACGCUGUCGGCUGUGGCCAACAAGGGCGUGCACGUGGUGGCCAAUGCCGAGGCGGCGGCACGCAUGCGGCCGCUGGGCUUCAACAACAUCACAGUGCUGGCGCCGGGGCAGGCCACGUCCGUGCCGGGGCAGGCGGGCGGCCGGCUGCGGAUAACCGCCACCGCUGGCGCGCUGGUGGGCCCGCCCUGGAGUGCGCGGCAGCUGGGUCUGGUGAUGCGCGAGGAGGUGCCGCCGGGCGAGCGGCCCGCCUCGCUGUACUUCGAGUCCCACUGCGACUUCGACGCCGGCAGUGUGGAGGCGGGGCUGCGCAGCGCGGGCCUGGCGGCGGGCGAGGGCGUGGACGUGUGUGUGAGCCCCGUGGUGACCACGCUGCUGGGCAUGCCGGGCGUGGCGCCGGCGUCCUACGCGCUAGUGCAGGGUGACCAGAACCUGGCGUCGCUGCUGCGAGUGCUCAAGCCCAAGGUGCUACUGCCGCUGCUGAACCACGACAUCGACCACCGGGGGCCGCUCACCCAGAUCAUGUGGCAGAAAGGCGAAGAGACGGGCGUGGCGGACCUGCUGCGGCAGGCGGGUCUUGGCGAUGUGCGGGUGGAAUACCCCGCGCCGCCGGGCGAGGCGCUGGCGCUGGCGCUGUGAGCGUGAGGCGGCAUGCUGUCAGCGGCUGCUGCUUAGUUGGCGUUUAUAGUUGGCGUUUGAGUUGGCGUUUGGAGUGGCGUGUGUGCGCUGUUGCCGCUGUCUGUCAGAGCGGUCGGGCUGCCUGCGGGGCGUAGGGAGUGAGGACGCGGGCACGCGGCGCUGAGGCUGUUGGGCGCAGCGGCCCGGUGGUCACGAUGUGGCGGUGGUGGAUACACCUGCAGCGGUGGAGCGGAUGUGUGAGGGCGACAUUGCCCUGGGUGACUGCAGACAUUGAGGCGCGGGACGGGGGCGGGGGCGGGGGACGAUGGGCCAGCAACGGUGCGUGGGUUGGCAACACUGGAUGCUAUGGGACAUGGCAAAGGAAGCAAGCGGCUCGUAUUCCGUAAACAAAUUGCACCCAUCCCAGGUUGGCAACGCUGGGUACGGUACACGGGUGAAGCGUUUGGGGCGAUCGCAUUGAUCCAGAUGGCGCUCAUAUUGCGAAUUCGCAUUGGAGUAACAUUUCUCUCAAUUGGGAUGUCAGGAUGCACUUCAGGGCUGCUUGGCGCAGAUGAUACUUUCGUGGGUAGCCUCAGGUGGUUGCGUAAGGCUGGGUGCUGUUGAUGCAGGGCCUCUACCCUAGGGCGCGGGCGGUCCCGCAGGGCUUGUAUGACCCACCUCGGGCAAUGCGCACCCGGACCGAGCCGGUGUAGCCGUUGCUAAACUGCUGAAGGCGCGAUGGGUCGGGUUUGGCACGGAAUUUGCUUGUGCAACACUUGAGGGCGGCGAAUACCGUGUGCGCUCGCAGACCGGUGCUUGGGGACAUAAACCGCGUGCGUGACUACAUUUCUC
Messenger RNA from Chlamydomonas reinhardtii, 1945 nucleotides. RefSeq lists its product as uncharacterized. The record is from RefSeq and is a predicted model, not a curated record. NCBI's taxonomy places the organism in Eukaryota, Viridiplantae, Chlorophyta, Chlorophyceae, Chlamydomonadales, Chlamydomonadaceae. The transcript has 8 exons. Bases 83 to 1114 code for a protein of 343 amino acids.